CCGGAUGAUGACAGAAGUUUUCUGUCUAAUGUGGCUACUUUAGUCAUGCAAUAAACCAGUUAUUAAUCUCGUCUGUGCACUGACCGUUGCAGGAAAAUCUCGUCUCGUGACUGCCUUGUUUUUAAUGAAAUAAACUCUCAACAGACUGCAGUGCCAUCUGGCAACUUUUGCUUUGCUGGGAGAGCGACCCUUUGCCUCUUAUUUGACCGGGAGGGGAGCAGGAUAGAGCCCGGUGGGCUAACCAAAGUGCCGCAAUGGGAAACCGGGGGAUGGAAGACCUCAUUCCCCUCAUCAACAAGCUCCAGGACGCCUUCAGCUCCAUCGGACAAAGCUGCAACUUGGACCUGCCACAGAUAGCGGUCGUCGGCGGCCAGAGCGCAGGGAAGAGCUCGGUGUUGGAGAAUUUCGUCGGGAGGGACUUUCUGCCCAGAGGAUCUGGCAUCGUCACCCGUCGUCCUCUCAUCCUGCAACUGGUCAACAGCAUUACAGAGCAUGCAGAGUUCCUGCACUGUAAGGGCCGCAAGUUUGUGGACUUUGAUGAGGUUCGUCUGGAGAUUGAAGCAGAGACCGAAAGACUCACCGGAUCCAACAAGGGCAUCUCCCCCAUCCCCAUCAACCUCCGUGUCUACUCCCCAAAUGUGCUGAACCUGACCCUGAUUGACCUGCCGGGGAUGACCAAAGUGGCUGUGGGAGACCAGCCUGUGGACAUCGAGCACCAGAUCAGAGACAUGCUGAUGCAGUUCAUCACCAAGGAGAGCUGUCUGAUCCUGGCCGUCACCCCGGCUAACACUGAUUUGGCCAACUCUGACGCCCUCAAGAUUGCGAAGGAAGUGGACCCUCAGGGUCUGCGGACCAUUGGUGUGAUCACCAAGCUCGACCUGAUGGAUGAGGGGACGGACGCACGAGACAUCCUGGAAAACAAACUGUUGCCUCUUCGCAGGGGUUACAUCGGAGUGGUCAAUCGCAGUCAAAAGGACAUUGAUGGGAAGAAAGACAUUCGAGCUGCUUUGGCUGCUGAGAGGAAGUUCUUCCUGUCCCAUCCUGCAUACAGACACAUUGCAGAACGCAUGGGCACACCACACCUGCAGAAGACGCUUAAUCAGCAACUUACAAACCACAUCCGUGACACCUUACCAGGGUUACGCAGUAAGCUGCAAAGCCAACUGCUAUCACUGGAAAAGGAGGUGGAUGAGUACAAGAACUUCCGCCCUGAUGACCCCACACGCAAGACCAAGGCCUUGCUUCAGAUGGUGCAGCAGUUUGGCGUGGACUUUGAGAAGUGCAUCGAGGGAUCUGGGGAUCAGGUGGACACCUCCAACCUGUCUGGUGGAGCGAAGAUCAACCGCAUCUUUCAUGAGCGCUUCCCCUUCGAGCUGGUGAAGAUGGAGUUUGAUGAGAAGGAGCUGAGGAAAGAGAUCAGUUACGCCAUCAAGAACAUUCAUGGAGUCAGGACAGGCCUGUUCACCCCAGACUUGGCGUUUGAGGCCAUAGUGAAAAAGCAGAUCAUUAAGCUGAAAGAGCCCUGUCUGAAAUGCAUCGACCUGGUCAUCCAGGAGCUCAUCAACACAGUCAGACAGUGCACCAAUAAGCUGGGAUCGUACCCUCGACUGAGAGAAGAAACAGAGAGAAUCGUCACCACCUACGUCAGAGAGAGGGACAGCAAGACUAAAGGCCAGGUGCUGCUGUUAAUUGACAUUGAGCUCUCCUACAUCAACACUAACCAUGAGGACUUCAUUGGAUUUGCCAAUGCCCAGCAGAGGACGGCAGCUAACGCUACCAAGAAGAGAGUCAUGCCGAAUCAGGUGAUCCGCAGAGGUUGGCUCACCAUCAACAUCAGUAUCAUGAAGGGAGGGUCGAAGGACUACUGGUUUGUCCUCACUGCUGAGUCUCUUUCCUGGUACAAAGAUGAAGAGGAAAAAGAGAAGAAGUACAUGCUGCCUCUUGACAACCUGAAGCUGAGAGACGUGGAGAAGGGCUUUAUGUCCAGCAAACACGUCUUUGCCAUCUUCAACACUGAACAGAGGAACGUGUAUAAAGACCUGCGUCAGAUCGAGCUGGCGUGUGACACCCAGGAGGAUGUGGACAGCUGGAAAGCCUCUUUCCUCAGAGCUGGUGUUUACCCAGAGAAAGACCAGCCUGAGAACGAAGAUGCGAUGAAUCCUAGCGACACCGUGUCCAUGGACCCUCAGCUGGAGCGGCAGGUGGAGACCAUCCGCAACCUCGUGGACUCCUACAUCGGCAUCGUCAACAAGUCCAUCAGAGACCUCAUGCCCAAGACCAUCAUGCACCUCAUGAUCAACAGUGCGAAGGACUUCAUCCACUCAGAGCUGCUGGCCUACCUGUACUCAGCCGGGGACCAGGGCAGCCUGAUGGAGGAGUCUGCCGAGCAGGCCCAGAGGAGAGAUGAGAUGCUGAGGAUGUACCACGCUCUGAAAGAGGCCCUGGUCAUCAUUGGAGACAUCAGCACCACCACUAUUUCUGUUCCAGUGCCUCCACCAGUAGACGACACCUGGAUCGCCAAGGAACAAAAUCUCACCCAAGCGUCCCGCCCUGCCUCCGCAACAGCACCCCCUCCCAGCCGACCCCCAGCAGUGAGGGGCCCCACCCCGGGUCCUCCUCCCCCUCUUAACCCCUCACCAGCAUUUGGAGCGCCACCUGUGCCUUCUCGCCCCGGCCCCCCACAGGCCCAAACGGCUUAUGCAGGCGAUCCCAACUCUGUGCCUCUCGUCCCUUCCAGGCCAGCUCGUGUGCCUCCUGCGCUGCCACCGGGCAUCCCUAGCAGAAGACCCCCGGCUGCUCCCAACCGAUCCGCUGUCAUGCGUCCUUCAGAGCCCUCCCUGCUUGACUAGAAAACAGACGCAUUCCUUUUUUGUUUACACUUUUAUAUUUCUCAUUACAUGUUUUUCAUGUAAAUUCCUUUUAACUACAAACUCUCCUCCUGUGUUUGAUUAUCUGAUGCUGUUUCAGUCUGUGCAUUUCAGAAGCAUUAUGUAUGUAAUUUUGACUGUAUGCGUAGGUAGCCUUUUUAACAAAGUAUAUGAUGACAUUUUCUGCAUUAAGUAUUAUAAAAAGGGAUCAAUCUGAUGAUUUUAUUGACUUAAAGGUUCUGAACCAUCAAGUCAUCUUGAAUUCUGCUUAUUUCAUUUGAAAUGAAACGUGUCUUAAAACAGUGUAUGAUUCAUGACUUUUUAUAAUGGUAAGAAAACACUUUUAGAAGUCAUUUUUUCGUGUGUUGAAUACUUGCUACUGUUCUGUCGUAACCUUACACACUAAGCACCUCAAUAAGUCAGCAGCACUUUUUGAUAAAAAUCAAGUUUUCUUCAUUGUUGGUAGAUCUGAGCGUGUUAAAAUUAGACUGACCAGUGAGAUUUGUAUGCUUCAACAUUCUGGCUAAUUACUUUAAUGACCAGUUUUUCUCAAGUAUCGUAUAGUUAGAUUUUAGUAUUUCUUUUACAUGGACCAAUUACAGAUAUGAGACAGAGGAGGAAAAUGUGAUGUGGAAAGCACUGCAGAUGUGAGUGUGCUGUGUCUUUUGGUGUCUUAGUGAUAAUGAAUAGUUGAGGUAAGAGUGACCUCUGACAGUUAUCUCCCACCACAGAGCAUCCUCUGAGAAAUUUGUAUCCAAGUGCCUUGAGCAAAAGUUAUUUAGUAAUCAUUUCAUAAAUCAUCACCUUACAAAGCCAUAGUGGGAAAAAAAGGAUCAUGUAUGGAAAAGGGUCUUUCAGAAGUGAUGGACUCAAUAAAGGAAUAGAAAAAGG
Scomber scombrus (Atlantic mackerel) is the source of this 3758-nucleotide messenger RNA. Its product is annotated as dynamin-2-like. Gene Ontology annotation, cellular component: cytoplasm; membrane; microtubule. The transcript has 20 exons. The coding region runs from base 255 to 2849 and encodes 864 amino acids. The record is from RefSeq and is a predicted model, not a curated record. Gene Ontology annotation, molecular function: microtubule binding; GTPase activity; GTP binding. Lineage: Eukaryota; Metazoa; Chordata; Actinopteri; Scombriformes; Scombridae.